AUGGGGAAUAAGCAGUUGAAUUUGGAGGUGGAAAAAGACCACACGCCGCAUUCACGAUAUGGCUUUGUCACGUUAAUUUAUAAUGAGUUCUCUUAUCUGUUUAUAUCAACAUUCAUACCGCAUUUGGCUGGUGCUUUUUAUCAGGUUGAUUCAGAAGUAUCUGUGAAAAAUAAACUUCAACCUAUUUGUGCAAUCAGUAAAUGA
Clunio marinus is the source of this 204-nucleotide messenger RNA. The record is from the annotation of a GenBank genome assembly. Lineage: Eukaryota; Metazoa; Arthropoda; Insecta; Diptera; Chironomidae.